UCAUUCUGUAAUUCCCGUGGACCCAUGUCAAAAACACUGCUGCAAUUUAGUUCAUUCAUUCGUUGAUGUUGAUUCGGUGCUUCAUUUGUUUUGUGUUGGUGGUUGGUGGUGUAUACAGAUUAGAAGUGAAUUUCUGUCGUUUCAUACUUAUCGAUUAAACUCAACUCUCAUCAAAACACUAACAAAAUGGUAUCAAGUGGGAUGUCAUGUGUUAAAUAUCUACUUUUUGCAUUCAACCUACUAUUUGCGAUAUCUGGCAUUGCAAUUCUUACAGUUGGAGUUAUUGUUCACGUAGUUUACUCUCAUUACUCAAAUUUUGUGUAUAGCAGCUAUCAGUCUACCCCUCUAGUCCUUAUAGGGGUUGGUGUUGUGAUUUUUAUCAUAACUUUCUUUGGAUGUUGCGGUGCCGUCAAGGAAAAUCAUUGCUUGGUCAUAACGUACUCAGUCCUUUUAAUUGUGAUAUUGAUGCUUGAAUUAAUCACUGGAAUAGUAGGAUAUGUGAAACGUAGUGAUGUUGAGAUGAUGUUGGAAAACAAAUUGAAUUCAACAAUGAAUGAAUAUUAUAUUAAUGAAGAUAUCAAGAAUACAUGGGAUAUUGCUCAGCAUGAG
This is a messenger RNA of Leptinotarsa decemlineata (Colorado potato beetle), 609 nucleotides long. RefSeq names its product CD63 antigen. Gene Ontology annotation, cellular component: plasma membrane. The record is from RefSeq and is a predicted model, not a curated record. Lineage: Eukaryota; Metazoa; Arthropoda; Insecta; Coleoptera; Chrysomelidae.